AUGUUCUUUUUGAAAGAGCUUUCACACACUAUCUCGCUUCACCCAUCCUUCUUUGGGCCUAAUAUGCACGCACAGCUCAAGGACAAGUUGUACGCUGACGUGGAAGGAACAUGCUCUGGUCGCUUUGGAUACAUCAUCACGGUGGUAGCGCUCCUGAACAUCAGCAAAGGAAAAGUAUUGCCGGGAACGGGAUUGGCAGAGUUCAAAGUGAAAUACCAAGCCAUUGUAUUCAAGCCAUACAAGGGUGAAGUGGUGGAUGCCGUGGUUACGACCGUUAACAAAAUGGGCUUCUUUGCAGAUGUUGGACCGUUGCAAGUUUUUGUAUCGAACCAUCUUAUUCCAAAUGACAUGCAAUACGAUCCAAAUGGUAACCCUCCAUGCUACUCAUCUGAAGAUCAGACUAUACAGAAGGAUGUGCAGGUUCGGAUAAAGCUGGUGGGCACGCGUACGGAUGCUACCGAGAUUUUUGCAAUUGGGACCAUCAAGGAAGAUUACCUAGGAGUUAUUUCACCAUAA
This is a messenger RNA of Lichtheimia ornata, 516 nucleotides long. RefSeq lists its product as uncharacterized. Gene Ontology annotation, molecular function: translation initiation factor binding; single-stranded RNA binding; single-stranded DNA binding. Gene Ontology annotation, biological process: positive regulation of translational initiation; DNA-templated transcription; positive regulation of nuclear-transcribed mRNA poly(A) tail shortening. The record is from RefSeq and is a predicted model, not a curated record. Lineage: Eukaryota; Fungi; Mucoromycota; Mucoromycetes; Mucorales; Lichtheimiaceae. The transcript has 6 exons. Gene Ontology annotation, cellular component: RNA polymerase II, core complex; P-body. Bases 1 to 516 code for a protein of 171 amino acids.